Drosophila kikkawai is the source of this 3363-nucleotide messenger RNA. The record is from RefSeq and is a predicted model, not a curated record. NCBI's taxonomy places the organism in Eukaryota, Metazoa, Arthropoda, Insecta, Diptera, Drosophilidae.
GAAUUUGGCGCUCUUUAUAAACAAAAACAGGUCACACUGCUGAGAAAUACUAGAUUUUAGCUGGGAUUGUUGCCUUAUGAGGGUGCUUACACACUGAAUAUGAUCUCAGCAAUCAGCUGUUCGCAUAAACAAAUUUUACUUGUUACUUGCAAAUUUAAAAGUUUUAGUGAUUUUAAGUAAUUAAGCUUUGUUUAAGCUAUAAACUAAAUUUAAAAGCAGUGUUUCUUAAAAAUGAAGCAAUGAAAACAUGGAUUAAGUGUAGAAUUAAACAAAACAACAGAGCUCCGAGUGACCCGACCCGGAGGCCGGCGACGACGACUUCCUGGCUGCAGCAUCUUAUCGCCGGUCAAUAAAUGUACAUAAAUGUGCCCACGACAGGACAAACAGCCGUCGCAGUCGCAGCCACAGCGGCAGCAGAAACAAUAACAAUAGUGAAGCCGCAAACUCAACCGCAACAAGCCACAAUCGGCAAUCAUCAACACUGGCGCGCCGCAGACCAAGGAGGGGUCAUCAGAGGGCCAGGAUACCAGGACGCCUUUCGAGGGCGCCAGUUGCAUUUCGACAGCGACAGCGGAGAGCCCCCACCAACGGCAGCGAACCAAAAACACCCGCGCAUAAGCCAUGACAGCUGUAGGAGAACAACCCCCAGGCCCCGGGCAAGACCCAGAGCCGCAGCCGGAGCUGGAGUUCCAGUUCCAGCCACUGCCACAGCCGCAUCAGGCGGCCAAGAAUCUGCACGCCCUGCUGGAUCUGCCCGCGGCGAUGGAACUGCGCCAAAUUGAGUUGAUCUAUCGGGCGGAGGGUAAUGCAAAUUUGGUGCUCGCCUUGCCGCAAUUUAAAAAAGUUUUACGUUUGCCAAAAAUGAUAUCCAGCAGACUGCGGAAUGAGCGGGCAGAGGUUGCUCGGCCGGAAGGGCAAAGCGAAUCAUCCGUUGGAGCCGGGCCUGAAAAAGCUGGCGACUUGACAAUGCCGGAUUUUAUGGCUUAUAUCGGGAUAAUGCGCCGUCUAUUAGGAAAUGAGUUUGUCUGCGGAGCGGAUAUUGUUGCCAUACCAAAGGAAGACGAUAGAUUCUGGAUAAACGAGCACAUACGCGCCCACAGACCGGUUUCGCGUCUGGAUAAGGAAUUUGUGGGGCCAUUCGGCCUGCUGCUGCCAGAUGUGACCCAAUUGCCUGCCACGUUCGAUGUUUUACUUGCCAAUUUACAGGCACAGGACACAACAGGAGAUGGAACCGGAGCAGCGGCCAGAAGCAAGGAGUCGGGAGACAGGAGAGGCGGUGGUGUCCGUCGUCUGGGCGAUACAUAUGCCAUCGAAAUAAAACCCAAACAAGGCUGGCUCCAGUUGGCAAGUGAUGUCAACGAUUUAUUUGAUUUAAUGCCAACAGGAGCAGAGACAAAGCCAAACAGAGACCGUAGAGAGAAGCAACAUCCAGAGGAGAAGCCUUGGGAUCCGGACAAGUGCUGGUGUCGCUAUUGCAGCAUGCAGCUGCUAAAGUUCUUCAUUCACUACCUUCGACAGCUGCACAAUGGGAAAAUCAAACGUUUGGGCCACUACUGUCCGCUGGAGCUGUUCUCAGGUGCACCCAGUCGUAUGCUCGAUGCCUUGAAUGCACUUUUCGCCUGCCCGCAAAAUAAUUUACGUGUAUUUCAGAACGGCAAUUUAAUUUAUGGCGAUCACGCGAAUUCGAUUUCCUUCGACGAAUUGAACUCGCGUGUCUUUCCCGGUGAAAUUAUGGUGCUUAUAAAACAUUUGCUGGUGGCCUGCCUGCUAAGGGAAUAUAAGCAAGAGGAAUCCAACCAUACAGAGAGCCCCAAUCAGAUCCAGAGCCACGACCAAGAGCAGCUGCAGCUGAAUCAGAUUCGCGUUUCAAUUGCGGCGACAGAGACAAAAGUCGGAGCUGCUGAAAUUGGCGUCGCUAAUGUUGUCCUGCCGUCCGAAGCCAGGACUGUUGUCACUGCCGCUGGUCAAUCCACGACCCGUACACGACCAGCUGCCGCAAGAGCAGCAGCAGCAACGACCCAAAGGUACACAAAGCUGGCCAGAAUGGAGGCAACUACAACAACGGCCACGGUCGCUGGAGUAACAUCGAGAAGCCAACUGGCCGGCAAUGUGUUGGCAGUGGCCACUCGAACGGAAACAAAAACGGAAACGGAAACACAGCCAACUCCAAGUACGAGUCGGUAUGAGAAUGAGAAUGAGGCUGCGAAUCAAACUCGAGCACAAAUCAACAAAGCGGAAAUAUUUAGCUUACCAAAAAAUUGUGUGCUGCAAAAAAUUUUGAAUUUGCAAUUGCUGGUAAAGGACCAAUUCGCCUUCAUGUGGCAAUCCGGCUAUGCUCGCUCCACCCACUCCCUGCCCACCUACAACACGCUACGGGACCUGCUGGCCUCCGCCGAAGAGGCAAAGGAGAAGGAGCAGCUCAAACCGGAUCUGGAGCAGGCUUACAUGCUGGGAGCCACGGCCCUUGACUGCUCGAUAAUGUUGACGUUUCAGGAAAUCGAAAUCGAAAGCCAAGCCGAUUGCCCCGAUGGCCAGAGCACGGACGCUCUGCAGCCUUGGUGCAUCUCCCUGCUGGGUCAUCACUUUCUAACCAAGCUCAGUGUGCUCGAUUUGGACCCCAAGCCCGACAGUCACUUUCAUAAAUUCAUAAAGCAGACACGUGAAAUUGAAAAGUGCCGUCGAGCAUUAAAUUAAUUAAUAAACUUUACGCCCAACUAAAAGCCGCACGCAUCGACUGUCGGGCUCACAAAACUGUGCUACAGUUUUUCCCCAACAUAUUUAGUUGGAUUUUCGAGUUCUUUUCAUACCCGUUCAUCGCAGCACCCAGGGUAUGUUGUACUGGGCUGAGGGCUUCUAGCUGAGCGGACAAAGGGUUUCGGAUAUCGUCUGCUUAACAGGCAGCUUUACUAUAAUACCCAGCGAUGUUCUUGCCUAAACUUCAUCUUAAUUGGACGUAAUUUAAGGAAAUCCUGGUUUGAGCAGACAUUGUCAAAGGAUUGCUGUUGGAAAUGGAAGCAGUGCUUUAGCCAGCUGUAAAAUCUGUAUUUGUUAACGUUAUUAUUUUGGAAAUUAAUUGGACAUUGCCAAUCAAACUUAGAUGAAGAAAUGUAAUAUUUUAUAGGUGUAUACGAAGAGUACAUCAUUCUUUGAUGAAGGAUAAUAUAUAGUUUCUCAUGUUAAUUGGACGUAAUUUGAGGAAAUCCUUGUUUUUUUAGAAUUUUUCUAAGGAUUUCUCUUGUACUGAAAUGGGGGAAAUGCUUGAAAUUAAGCAAGUUUACCUGUAAAAUCUGUAUGUGAUUACGUUGUUAUUAUUUUGGAAAUUAAUUGAGCAUAAGUCUUAGCAACUUUAUAAGUAAACUAUUA